Molecule: messenger RNA, 2566 nt
Organism: Cryptotermes secundus
Lineage: Eukaryota; Metazoa; Arthropoda; Insecta; Blattodea; Kalotermitidae
Product: group XV phospholipase A2
Exons: 7
Coding region: 275-1507 (410 amino acids)
Biological process (GO): lipid metabolic process
Source: RefSeq, a predicted model, not a curated record
CGCCAUAUUGCAGUUGUCAAAUUGAACUCUCGUCAAUGCUGUGUAAUUCUUUUGUUAUCUGGAACCGAUUAAGCGUUAAAUAUCAUAUUCCUAAGUUUAGUAAUAUAAUUUCGAUAUGCGUGUGGUUAGGAAAUGGCAACACUGAAGUCAAAGGUUCUCUACUGCGUAUGAGGUCAUUGUGCUAUUUACAUUUGUAUGUAGUGAACAAAGAAGUGGAGAAAUCAGUUCUUCUGUGUAAUGCAUUAACGCCAGUUUGAAGCCAGUUGCUUUAAACAUGCCUACAGAAUUUAUGAAGUGUUUGUAUAUAUUAUUACUUAGUAUUUUAGUAGGCAAAUCAUCAGCGAUAUUCGUAGUAAAGAGGAAUACAUUAACGCCCAUCAUUUUAGUUCCUGGAGAUGGCGGCAGUCAGGUUGAGGCAAAACUUCACAAGGAAGAAGUUGUUCAUUAUUUAUGUGAGAAAACAACACAAGACUUCUUCAAUAUAUGGCUUAAUAUGGAAUUACUUGUUCCAUUAGUCAUAGAUUGCUGGAUUGACAACAUGAAACUUGUAUAUGACAAUGUAACAAGAACAACAUCAAAUUCAAAAGGUGUUGAGAUUAGAAUUCCAGGCUUUGGGGACACUACAUCUAUUGAAUGGCUUGAUCCAAGUGAAGCAUUCCCAGGAGCAUAUUUUAAAGACAUUGCUAACACUUUGGUUGCUUUGGGUUAUGAACGUAACAUCUCUCUUCGAGGUGCCCCAUAUGACUUUCGGAAAGCCCCAAAUGAAAAUGGUGAUUAUUUUGCGAGGUUGAAAGCUCUUGUGGAAGAAACGUACAGAAUAAAUGAUAAUCACCCUGUAAUAAUAUUGGCUCACAGCAUGGGUGGCCCCAUGAGUUUACACUUCUUACACAUCCAAUCAAAGGCCUGGAAAGAUCAAUAUAUUCGUGCGCUUGUUACAUUAUCUGGUGCAUGGGGAGGAUCAGUCAAGGCAUUGAAGGUUUAUGCAGUGGGUGACGAUUUGGGUUCUUAUAUCCUUAGUGAGAGUACAUUACGAGAGGAACAAAUAACCUCACCAAGUUUAGCAUGGCUCAUGCCAUCCAGUUUGUUUUGGAAUCCUGAUGAAAUUUUAAUACAAACAGAUGGAAAGAACUACACAAUCAAGGAUUUCAGAGAAUUCUUUGAGGCUAUUGAAUAUCCUAUGGGCUGGGAAAUGAGGAAAGAUGUGGAAAGAUAUUCAGUUGAGUUUCAAGCCCCAGAUGUAGAAGUGCAUUGUUUACAUGGUUAUGGAGUAAAUACAAUUAAUAGACUUAUCUACAAACCUAAGACUUUCCCAGAUGGGUACCCUGGCUUCCUGUAUGGUGAUGGAGAUGGCACUGUAAACAGACGUAGCUUGGAAGGAUGUUUGAAAUGGCAGGGCAAGCAAAAGGAGAACAUUUAUUAUCAAACUUUCUCCAGUUUGGAUCAUAUGAGCAUACUUCGUGAUAAACGUGUUCUUAGCUAUAUUGAGACACUAAUAAGAAAGCUGUAGGUUUAAUAUCUAAAUUUGUAUUUAAUUCUAAAACCUGUUCCAUCCAUCUUAUAAGCAUUAUAUACCAGAAAUUAUGUGAUUUUAUUGGAGCAGUUUUGGUUUAUUUGACAUCACAUCAUUUGUUCUUUAUUAUAGUCUCAAAUUUAUUUAGGUACAAUACAUAUUAUUUUAUAUUGAUUUUUAUAGAUUCUUAAUUUGAAAUUGACAAAUAAUUUAUUAUGUAUGCCAAUGAAGGAAGCUAUGGAUAAAAUAUUGCACUGAAACAUACUGAUGUUUAUGAGAUGGAGGCAUGGAAAAUAACAGAUUUCCAGAAUCAUGGUUAUAUAUUGUGGAUUUGUCAGAUUCUUCACAGGUCAAAUUCAGCGUGUGAACUACAGUAUGUUCAUCUCUUCUUAUAUCACAAACAUUUAUAUUAUUUGCAGAUUCCCAUAGUAGGAGACCUAUGUUUUAUGUGAAAAGUUCGUACCACUUUUCAGUGCAUUUAGGUGAUUGGCAGUAGAGAUCAGUUUUGUGUGCUAGCAAGUAAAGUUUUUGAGUGACUUCCAGACUAUUGUUUGAAUUAUAUUUUACAUGAAAGUUGAGCUGAUUCACAGGUUCCCUUAAUCUGUUUAAUUCAUAACAUCUCAUUUAUAAACCAUGCUAGCUCAUCUGUGUUAUCUUAAUUCGGUUGAUAAAAUUUAUGAGGUUCACCUUGUGAUGCUGGAAGGUGCAAGUCUCAAAAUUACAGCGAUAGUGUAGAAGAGAGACCAGAGACAAAUCUAUUGGCACUUGUUUUUCUAUAGUUCCCACAUUAAUUUUAUUGAAAGAUUAUUAUUUUAGUGAAUGAUUGUUCCCUGAAUAAGUCAAGUGGUUGAGAGUGAGAUAAAAGUUUUUGAUUGUCUUCCCAUAUAUUUAUUAUCUUUCCGUUCCGCAUCCAUCCUCACUUGGUUCAUCCACCAGGUUUUCAGUCUCCUUUCAUUUUAAUUUCUAUUGCCAUUUUGGAAGGAGUUGUGAUAGUGUAGUCAGUAUAGUGAUUGUCUAUGGGCUGGAUGACCAAAGGGUUGGAAUUUGAGUCCCAGU